This is a messenger RNA of Dufourea novaeangliae, 1060 nucleotides long. RefSeq names its product nuclease-sensitive element-binding protein 1 (gene yps). The record is from RefSeq and is a predicted model, not a curated record. Gene Ontology annotation, molecular function: nucleic acid binding. Gene Ontology annotation, cellular component: nucleus. Lineage: Eukaryota; Metazoa; Arthropoda; Insecta; Hymenoptera; Halictidae. The transcript has 7 exons. Gene Ontology annotation, biological process: regulation of gene expression. The coding region runs from base 77 to 916 and encodes 279 amino acids.
AACCAACACCACGACCAGAAAGACGGGAACAUCUAGGUUCGGCAGCGGCGUGUCUUAACACCUGAACACCACCACCAUGGCUGACCCGGAAAAACAGCCCGAACAACCAAAGGCUGUCCAGCAGAAGCUGGUCAUCGCUACCAAAGUGACCGGGACUGUGAAGUGGUUCAACGUGAAGAGUGGAUACGGAUUCAUCAACAGGAAUGACACCAGGGAAGAUGUGUUCGUCCACCAAUCGGCUAUCGUGAAGAACAACCCAAGGAAGGCCGUUCGUAGCGUCGGUGACGGAGAAGUGGUCGAAUUCGACGUGGUAAUAGGCGAGAAAGGUGACGAAGCGGCCAAUGUUACCGGUCCUUCCGGGGAAGCGGUAAAAGGAUCGCCUUACGCUGCCGACAAGCGACGCGGAUAUCGUGGAGUUCAUUGGUUCACCAAUCAGAGACGUGGGAACACUCGAACUCAACGCAGACCUCGCGAGGGCCAGGAGGGUUACGAAGCCGGUGAGGGCAAGACCGGGGACGAAACUAACGUCGGAGAGGGCGGUGGUCAACAGCGGCGGUACAGAGUCCGGCGCCAAUACGACAGCUACUACCGUGGAUCUCGGCGGACCGGGCCAUCGGCGCAACAGGCCGAUAAUUCCGGUGAAGGCGGAGAACAAGGCGGCGAGGGUACGGGAGGCGAGGGUGUACCGCGCGGCGGCGGUGGCCGUGGUCGCGGUGGACCUGCCCGUCGUUACUAUCGCCGAAAUUUCCGCGGAGGAAGGGGCGGUGGACCACCUCGUCGGCCUCGUAGCCAGGAUGGACAACCAAAAUCGCAGCAGAAGUUGGAUGCACCUAAUGAUAAGGAUGCACCUGCCGCUGCCCCUGCUCCACAGGAGAGCCAACCGGUCCAGAACACUACCACCGAAAGCACCGCUUAACCAACAGCAACGGUACCACCACGAUAUAACCACUCCUUUUAACAAGCAACACCAACACCCGUUAUACACCGAAGCAACAACAACAGUGCAGCAGCAGCAGCAGCAACAACAACAACAACAAUAACAACAACAACAACAACAACU